AUGGACAUGAUGGAUUCCCGAGACGAGAUCCUGCGCAACGUCCGCGAGGUGCUCGGCUGCAACGGUGUGCGCCGCCUCGAGGACCUGGCCCCGAUGCGUCAGGAGACCAUAGAGCGACGCCUCACGGCCGCCGCGAGCAAGCUGCAGCCCGCCAGCAUGGCCUCCAUCUACGCCACCUGGCUUCAGGAGCAGGCCUACAGCGGCUGCGCUGCGCCGCCCGCCGCCGUCGUCGACCGCUGGUGCCACUACCUCGCUCGCCGCGGCUGCGGCAAGGCCAUGCUCCAGGUCAUCUGGAUGCAGGCUGCGCUCACCGUGCUCGACAAGUGGUGCGCCAUCAUGAGCCCGGAGCGCGUGCGGGAUGUGAGAAAAGACGUCUGCGAUGCCAUUGCUGCUGCCUACCCCGGGGAACAAGACAGCAACGUCCGCCAACAUGACCGCAUGGAUGUCGAGGCCGCCACCGCGUCCGGUCCUUCGGUCCCUGGCCGUAGGGGAGUCGCCGCUGACGACGCCAUGCAAGUCGACGACGCCCGCGCGUCCUUUGCCGCUCGAGAUGCGGGAGCGGGCCCCGCAAUGGUGAGGGCCACCCGGGACACGCCCUCCGACUCGGGCAGCGAGCUGACCAUGGAGGAGCGUGAGAGUUCAUUCGGCGGUUCCACAGCUGCCAAGACUCAGUACACGGGCGACCAGUACAAGGUUGGAGGCCACUAUGCUACCGACUCUUCUGACCAGCCAGAGCUGACCGAGGAUUCUUCGUCCCAGCCCGGCCUUGUCUGCCAGAACGACGACAGCAAGGGCCAUGGUGACGAUCAGAAGUGGAAGCCAAUCGAGGAGAUGAACGAGGUAGAGCUCGAGGCUUUGCGCCAGGCUGAUGCAUUUCUCGCGAAGCUCUCUGCAGAGGCAGGGGCCGCGCAGGCAAUGGCAGCCAGCGCACCUGCCCCCCCGCCUCAGUCCACGGCCGCCAAGUCGGACCACGCGCCCAAGAAGUUGAAGACGAGGUCGGGCCGCGCGCGGAUCCCCACUCUUGGUGCGCUGGUCGAGCCGGCUCGCCCCAAGCCCAAGGCUCCCAAGGUCCCGGCGGUGGAGCCCACGGACGAGGACCAGGAGAUGGGGGACAGCGGCGCUCCAAGCACGCCCAAGGCGGCAGAGCCUCCCGUGGAGCUCGGCGUCACGACCAUGCCGCUGACCAAGGACGGGCCGUUCUCUGCGGAGACGCUGGCGCUUUUCGAGACUCGAGGCAACGUCUGGGUCAACCAGGUGCCGCGCAAGACGGCGCUGGAGAUGUGGGACGAAAUGGACGCGAAGAAGGCGGCCGAGGAGGAAGCGAACAAGGCCGGGAAUAAGGCGGCCGAGGAGGGCGAGAACAAAGCUAUGGAGAAGUAA
This is a messenger RNA of Hirsutella rhossiliensis, 1380 nucleotides long. RefSeq lists its product as uncharacterized. The coding region runs from base 1 to 1380 and encodes 459 amino acids. NCBI's taxonomy places the organism in Eukaryota, Fungi, Ascomycota, Sordariomycetes, Hypocreales, Ophiocordycipitaceae. The transcript has 4 exons. The record is from RefSeq and is a predicted model, not a curated record.